Molecule: messenger RNA, 16805 nt
Organism: Esox lucius (northern pike)
Lineage: Eukaryota; Metazoa; Chordata; Actinopteri; Esociformes; Esocidae
Product: KIAA1109 ortholog
Exons: 89
Coding region: 177-15731 (5184 amino acids)
Biological process (GO): synaptic vesicle endocytosis
Source: RefSeq, a predicted model, not a curated record
CGGUGUCGACUAGCUAGCUAGCUGCCAUGUAAAUAUUCUGGAGAGCUAGCCAACUAGUUAAGGAUGUUUUUAAGAGCAAACGUAUAGCAGCUCCUGAAGAAUUGGAGCAAAAUGAAAUCAGUUUUCAUACAAAGUAUUCCAAGUUCUGGUUGUCAUUCUCAGCUGCAGCUGUAACCAUGGAUGCCAAAGCCAACGACAGCACCUUCCCAAGUUUGGUAGACUUGGAUGAGUUCCUCACCAAGCACGACUCAAAUUUUGUAUGGCUUCUUGUGGCCACCAUUCUGUCCUGUGGAUGGAUUAUAUACCUUACAUACUACAACUCCCGCAACAUUGGCCUCAUCUUAACUCUCAUCAUCAACCGACUCUACAAGAAAGGCUACAUUCAUAUCGGAUCUUUCUCAUUUUCUGUACUGUCAGGGAAAGUCAUGUUCAGGGAUGUGUACUUCAUCAAUGAAGACAUGUCCAUCAGAAUACAAGACGGUUUCCUUAUUUUCCGCUGGUGGAAAAUGUAUAACCCUAAGCAGAAACAGCAUGACCCAAAGGCUGAGACCAGGCUCUACGUGACUGUUAAUGGAUUUGAGUUCCAUGUUUACAACCGCACAGACCUUUAUGCACGGUUACAGGAGACCUUUGGGUUAGACCCUACCCUAAUUCUGCCCAAAAAAGAUGAGGAGCGAGAAAGAGAAGAACGAGAAAAGAGCAUGGACAGUGUUAACAUCAAAGCAGAGACUCUAGACCCUUCAACAUCUUGGAGGUCUCUCAUUCCUGUCAUAAAAGUCAACAUUAGUACUGGUCGCUUAGCAUUUGGGAACCACCACCUUCCACAGACCAUGUGUGUAAACUUUGAGGAUGCCUUCCUUACCUAUGCCACUAAGCCCCCCUCCAGCCAUCUGGACCAGUACAUGCACAUUGUCAAAGGCUCUCUAGAGAAUGUCCGUGUCAUGCUGGUUCCCAGUCCUCGCUACCUUGGCAUGCAGAAUGAUGAGCCACCCCGUCUGAUGGGAGAAGGGUUUGUGGUCAUGCAGUCGAAUGAUGUGGAUAUCUACUAUUACCAGGAUGAACCAGGCCUGGUCCCAGAGGAGCAGGAGAGUGGGGAUCCAGAGUUGUGUGGGGAAGGAACCAAAUUACAGGACCUGCCUCCCUGCUGGGGUCUGGACAUUGUCUGUGGGAAAGGAACUGACUUCAACUAUGGGCCCUGGGCAGACCGGCAGAGGGACUGUCUGUGGAAGUUCUUCCUCCCAGCAGACUACCAGUCCAUGGGUGUUACAGAGGUGGCUCAGCCUGGCAAACCUAGACAGAUCCUGGCCUUCGAACUUCGCAUGAACAUCAUUGCAGAUGCCACUAUUGACCUGCUCUUCACUAAAAACAGGGAAACAAAUGCCAUCCAUGUGAAUGUUGGUGCAGGCUCUUACCUGGAAGUGAACAUCCCUAUGACUGUGGGGGAAGCUGGCUACUCUCCCACCAUCAAAGGCCAGUUGCUCCAUGUUGACACCACCACAAGCAUGCAGUACAGGACCCUGCUGGAAGCUGAGAUGCUAGCUUUCCAUGUGAUUGCGAGCUAUCCCCGUGUCUGGAACAUGCCCCAGUCAUGGAACUGUGAGAUAGAGGUGUAUAAGGCCACUUAUCACUUCAUUUAUGCCCAGAAGAACUUUUUUACAGACCUGAUAGGAGACUGGGCUAGCGAUAGUGCCCCAGAUAUCUAUUCCUUUGUCCCUUACACAUGGAAGUUCAAGGUCCUCUUCCACCAGUUUGAGAUGCUCUGGGCUGCCAACCAGCACAACUGGAUCGACUGCUCCACAAAGCAACAGGAGAAUGUGUAUCUGGCUGCUUGUGGGGAGACUCUGAACAUUGAUUUCAUGUUGCCUUUUAAUGAGUAUGUCCCUACAACAUGCAAUACCAGGUUCUGUCUGAGGGCUGAAGACACAGACCUGCGUCUUUCCCUGCCAGAUUGCCACCCCAGUAGGUACCCUCUGCUCACCCUUGCCAAGGACUACCAGAACAGCAAGUUGCCCCCUGACAUGAGCAUGCCUGGGGAGAGCCAGAGACAUGGUGGCCUGCCCAAACUCAACAAGUCUGGCUGGAGGAACAUCACCCACGCAGAGGCUGGCUGGGUGGACUGUUGGACUGUCCCAAACUUCUUGCUCAUAAUCGAUUACACCUGGCACCCCAUCUACCCACAGAAGGCAGACGAGCAGCUCAAGCAGUCCUUGUCGGAGAUGGAGGACGCCAUGCUGUCAUCCUUGCGCCCCCCUGAGCACUCGUCUGGGUCCCACCCUCCACCUCCUCACCGCUGUACAACCAACAGUAGGGUAAAUACAGACCCCUCAGAGCUGCCCCCUGACAGGCUUCACGUGGAGAUGGAGAUGUCCCCUGACUCUCAGAUCAUCCUCUACGGGCCCAUGCUCAAAGCCCUCGUAUCCAUCAAGGAGAACUACUUUGGCGAGGAUGACAUGUACACAGACUUUGAAGAGGUGGUGUCUAGUCCGGUGCUGUCCUCCUUGUCCACCUCCUCCACUCUGGGCUGGUCUCCACUUGGCCUGGACGAUGACAGGAGGGAUGCAACCACUGUACAUCCCCUGUCCUUGCGCCCCUGGGACAUUACUGUCCUCAUCAACCUGUACAAGGUACACGGACGCCUGCCUAUGCAUUGUGGUAGCGACAGUCCUGAAGGACCCUCAGGAUUCCUAGAGAGGCUGUGUUUUGAGAUGAAAAAGGGCUACAAGGAGACCAUGCUCCAGCUUGUGCUCUCACCGGCUCACAUCUUUGUCAGUGACAACUACCAGCGUCCCACAUCUGAUGGUGUUCUGAGGGAUGGCCACCUUAGUCUGUCUGGCCUGCAGAUGCGUGCCCACGCCAUGUUCUCAGCCCAAGGCCUGCCCCUAGGGACUGACACCCUGGAGUACGCCUGGCUCAUCGACAUGCAGGCUGGGGCCCUUACUGGACGAGUCACUGUGCCACAGCUGGCCAGUGUGAUGGAGUGGGGUGAGACGUACAUGUUCCAUGUCUUCUCAAGGGAGUUUCAGCUGGAGCAGCCCAAGCCCUCAGUCAUCUGCCAGCAUGGGGUGGACCGCCGUGUGUGUGACUCCAAGAUGGCCUGCCUCCCUGGAUACUGCCGGACAUCUGAGGAGCUUAAAUACACCAUGACCCGUCUGGCUGUGGAUGGGGCUGACCUCUUCAUAGUGGAGCACAGCUGUGCAGCCAACAUCAAGACGGGGACUAUCAGACUUGCCAACUGUAACCUGCACAACCAGGCAGUAGGAGAAGGGAUCAGUGCUGUGGUGCAGGACGUCCAGAUCCACCAGUAUAUGGAACAGCAGCAGCAACAACCUCAGUCAGACGGGGUGCGACUGGGGGCAUCUCCAGGUCAGGGGUUAGGACUUGGCCAGCCUCCUGUGCUGCGGAGGUCUUUCUGGUUGGAGGCUGGCUCUGUCAACUUUGCCCUAAUCACAGCUGACAUAGCACUGGCUGCGGACCAUCCGGCCAAGUAUGAGGUGCAGAGGCAGUUCCUGGAGCUCCAUGAUGCUCAGACGAAAAGGCUAUGGUUUCUGUGGCCUGGCGAAACAGCGCAUAACAAACGUAGCAGGAAUAAGUGUGGCUGCCUGGGGGGCUGUCGUUUUUACGGGGGCACCAACACAGGCCUGGACUUUUUCCGCCUGGAGGAGAUGACCCCGUCCUCCAGUUCUGCCUUCUCUUCCAGCUCUGAGUCAGACAUGUGCUAUGGCCAAUCCCUGCUGCAGCCUGGAGAGUGGAUCAUCACCAAAGAGAUGCACAAACUGUCCGAUGUUAAAGGGGUGGGAGUGAAGAGGGACACCUGUACUCCCAGUCCAGCCGUGGAGCUUGGAAUAAGGUGUCAGCACUUGAGCCUGCAGGUGCCUCAGCGCUCCCAUAGUUCGGCCUCCUCCUCCGAGGAAAAUAGUUCCUCCAGUGCGGCUCUGCCCCUUCUGGCCAGGGAGAGGGAUAGCCCGUCACCCAGCACGGAGGAGCACAUAUUCCCCAUGAACAACAGGAUCACUGCAGACACUCUCACAGAUGUCCCUGAAGGCUCCCCAGUCUCCCCCAAUAGUGCCCAGGAGUGCUCAUCCCUCCGCUCCCCACUUCGCUCGCCCCUCAAACGCCAGUCCUCUGUGCACUCGAGCCGCCUGGGAAGCACAAAGAGCCUGUCUGCAGCAGUCUUCACCGAUAAGCCCCCACCGCCACUUUCUGGGGUCCAGUUCAGCAGCGAGGUCUCUCAAAGCGACGAAAAUGUCCUCGACUCACCUCGUCAGCGCCGGAGCUACGGCUCCUUCCCUUUCACGCCUUCCGCAGACUCAAGCACCUUCCAUCAGUACCGCUCUGCUGACUCCUGCAUGUCGGUGGCCGACAGUGAGGCCUACUUCUCGGCAGCGGAGGACUUUGAGCCCAUCAGCAGUGCAGAUGAGGGCCCCGGCACCUACCCUGGGAGGAAGAAGAAAAGGAGGCAACAGCAGUAUCCGCCCCAGCAACAGCCCUACCACAUGGACCACUACAGCCGCAGCUCCAUCUAUCACAGUGUGGAGGGGCCCCUCACCUAUGUGUUGAAUGGGGAUCUCAUCACAGAGCCCAGACCCCUUCCCAUGCUACCCCCACUACCAGCUCACCCAAUCCCCAGCCAUCAGUCUCAGGGCUCCUUUGUGUCGGCACUGGGGUUGGAUGAGGAGGGCUCUGCAGAGGUGGAGAAGAACCCUGAGCCAGGUCUGGUGACACGCCAACCCCAUGUCAUGGCCUGCUAUCAGAGCUACCUAGCCCACUACCAGGUGUCCAAUUGGUCUCAGAAGCAGCCAACCAAUAAGAGGACCUCCAAGUCCUCUUUGCAUCGGCCCCUGGACCUGGACACACCUACCAGCGAGGAAAGCUCGACCUCCUUCGACCAGCUCUCUGUUCCGAGCUUUAAGGUGGUGAAGCAAGGCCUCUCUGCCAGCUCCCUACUUGACAGAGGCCUGGCACUGUUGGGGGACACAAACAACCAACCGUACACUCCCCUGGAUAAGAAGGGGAUGGAGAACACCGAUGACACCACCACUGAAGACUGGACCCUGGAACAACCCCUCUCCCAGACAAGAACUACUGCCAUUGUGGAGGUGAAGGGGGCCAUCAAUGUAGUGCUUACCCCACUUGUGGCUGAAGCUCUUGACAGAUACAUUGAGUCCAUGGUCCACUACGUCAGUAUACGCCACCCUGCAGCCAUUCUGGAUGACCUUCACGGGAAGGUCCUAAAUGAAGCCUAUCAGAUCAGCAAGUCCACGGUGACUGAAUCUAGCACAACCAAGCAGGAGCACAAACUGUCCAAGACGGAGGGUACCACAGGCUCCCUCAACACGCCCCAUGGCCAAACAGACCUGUCAGUCAAACCAGACAAUGUGAAGAUCAAGGGCCUGCAAGCUAAUGUGUCGAUACCUAAGGUGAAUCUUUGUCUGCUCCAGGCCUCAGUUGAAGAGUGUGCACCCUCUAACUCCAUUAAGAACCAUAUCACUCACGUGUCCCUGGUUGCUCUCUGCUUUGACAGCAUUGCCACACAGUUUCGCAUGAACCGGGGCAUAGUGGAGGAAACGCCCAACACUGCAGAGCAUGGGCGUCCCUCCGUCAACUUGGAGAAGUACGCCUCGGCCAGCAAGAUGCAACCACAGUCCUCAGGAUCACUUCGCUCCAACGCUGGCAUUGAAAAGGGCAAGGAGAUUGCUGCUAAACUUAACAUCCGCCGCAUCCACAGCCAGCUACGAGGGCUGGAUUCCAAAGACAUUGGGACAUGUGCCAUCACAGCCAUUCCUUUUGAAAAGUCCAAAGUGCUGUUCAGUCUCGAGGAAAUGGAUGAAUUUGCUCUGGUAGACGAGACCGAAAACCAGGUUGCUGCUGACUUGACCCGCAGCUCUGCCUCCCUGGAGAAGUGGGGCUGGAUCAUGUUUGAGUGUGGUAUCGAGAACCUCACUGUCAAAGGUGGGCGUCAGUCUGGUGCAGUGCUGUACAGUGCGUUUGGUGUGAUGGGGCAGUCGGGUACAGUCUUGAAGAAUGGAAUUUCCAAGUCGAAUGGCUCAUCAGGCUCUCAGACAGGCAGUGGCUACAGCACAGAUGUAUCUGAUGACAACCUGCCUAAAGAUGCAACCAGCCCCAACUCUGAUGCGAACGGAAACUCUGAUUCUGAUGAUCAGGAUGAAGGUGUAGAGUCUGAUGACCUGAAGAAAGACCUGCCUCUCAUGCCCCCGCCCCCUGACUCCAGCAGCAUGAAGCUAACCAUCAAGGAGAUCUGGUUUAGCUUCGCUGCUCCCACCAACGUCCGCUCCCCCUCCCAGGCCAUUUCCAGGCAGCUGAAUCUCCUGAGCACAGCUACGCCAGCAAUCGGUGCCUGGUUGGUUCCCAUCGACCAGCUCAAGUCCUCUCUGCGUAAGCUGGACAUGGAGGGCACUUUGAGAGUGUGUGCUGUUAUGGGCUGUAUCAUGACCGAAGCCUUGGAGAAAAAGAGUAUCCACAUUCCUUUCCGGAGCAAGUACAACCGGGUGACCAAGCGAGCACGCUACCUCCACGAGAACCCCUCUUGUCUUCUAUGUAACAUCCUGCACCGUUACCUACAGCAGGCAGAUUACUCAGUGAUAGAGGAGGCAACCAUGAAUGAUGGGCUGCCUGCGCUGGUGACCCUGAAGAAGGGCCUGGUUGCUCUAGCUCGGCAGUGGAUGAAGUUUAUUGUGGUGACCCAGGGCUUUAAGGCCAUUGGCUUGAUGAGGCCCAACCAGCUGCCUAAACCCAAGGAGACCCCUCAGCCACAGACCUUCCAGGAUCAGAGCCUGGGCCUGGACAAUGGAGCCGCACUACAAAGUGACACCAGUGCCGAUGGGGCUGAGUUUGAGUUUGACGCUGCCACAGUCAGUGAACAUACCAUGCUACUGGAGGGAGCCUGCAGCCGUCCACCACCCACGGGAGAAAAAUCUGGACCAGUCAGUGGUGUGGAGAUCAUGAGGAAGCUCUCGAAGUCCCACACCCACAAUGAGUCUGCCCUCAAAAUUAAGGGCUCCCAUCCAUACCAGUCCCUGAGUUACACCAGUGGGGACACGGCAGCUGACUCCCCUGCCCAUGUGAGUCACGCGUGCAUGGCUGCCAAAGACAGUCCCCGUAAGGAGAGUCUGCUCAGCUAUUUGACAGGCAGCUUUCCCAGCCUGCACAACCUGCUAGAGGGCACUCCUCAAAGGAAUGAACCUGUGACAAAGAGCGGUUCCCUGACUCGCACAGGAAACAGUGUGGGGCCUGAUGUACUGACAGAGCACCCACUUCUGUCAGAACCUUCUUCCGUCAGUUUCUACAACUGGAUGUCCAAUGCUGUGGGCAACCGGGGCAGAGGGAACGCUAUACCCCAAGAGUCCCCUGUCAACCGUUCCCAACACAACAGCCUGCAGACAGGUGUCACUUGUAACCUCCCCACCAUCCCAUCAGCGUCUGAUUUCAACACGGUGCUGUCCAGCGACCAGAACACUCUGGAUGGAACACAGUCUCAGCACUCUCAGCACAGCACCAGCCAGGACGACAUAAUGAUGGCUGACAUCGACGAGGGCAACCAGUGUCCUGCAGCUGUGCAACUGGCAGAUGCACAGGUUGUGUUCAAGCCUCUGUUGAGUCACGCGGGGAUCCAAGCUCAGGACACCACUCCUCUCAGCUACAAGAUGUACUUUGGGGAGCACCUCUCCUUCUCCGGCACCUUGGAGUGUCUUAGAGCAGACAUUGUGGACUCGGACACGUCCAAGGAACGAAAGAACAAACGGUCAAAAAGACAGGGCAUGCCAAACCUCCUACCACUGGAGUUCAAGCCGGCACUGCUGAUCGAGACAUUCAGCCUGAACGCUGUGGUAAUGGAAAAGUCCACCAGCACGGGCCCGCCCAAUUCCAUGGCUGCUGCUGCGCCACUAGCCUUCCAUGAUCUCAACCGACGCCACUACAACACCUUCCACUGUGACUUCACUAUUGCCUGCCAAGCCAUUAGUCAGCGUGUUGACAUGGCCCUGGUGCGCCUCAUCCAUCAGUUUAGCACCAUGGUAGAUGACAUCAAGGCCACACAGACAGACAUCAAACUGAGUCGCUAUACCGCAGGCUCUGCCUCCCCAACGCCCACCUUCAAGGCACGGCCCUACCGCCACUUCCGCUCCUCAGAUUUCAGCCGCAGCUCGCGAGGCAGCCUCAAUGGGGCCGGGCGAAGCGGGGCUGCUGUUGGAGGAAACACGACCCAAAAGAGCAAGCGGGGUGGAGGAGGGAGUCAACCUCUCAAUGGACCCCCUUCAGGACUGGACACGCUGGGCAGGAGGGAGCCCCGUGGACGCAACACGUUGGGUCGCUCGGAACGCCGCACCUCCAAGGUGUCGCGGAAGGGCUCUCGGGACGUGGCUGACCACAUGGCCAUCCAGAUGGACGACUCAGACUCUAUCACAGUGUCCGAGCAGAGUGAGCCCUCGGCUGAGUGCUGGCAGAACAUGUACAAGCUGCUCAACUUCUACUCCCUUAUUUCUGACCCUACUGGUAUCCUGGAGAAGAGCUCCCCAGAGAACUGCUUGACAGAUGCUGGCCGUAGCCCCUCAGAGCCCUUGUGCAGGGUGAUCUUUGAGAAUGAGCAGCAGGAUCCGACCACCCCCACUAACAAGCCCAUCACUGGGCUUGGGGCCGGGGGGCGACGGCGCAGCCUGGUGAGCUCUGAGCCACAGCAUGUCACCCUUAUUGUGUUUGGAAUUGGAAUGGUGAACCGCACCCAUCUGGAGGCAGACAUUGGGGGCCUUACCAUGGAGGCAGAGCUAAAGAAGAUCCAUGGCAGCUUCACACUCAAGGAGAAGAUGAAAGAUAUUCUGCACCAGAAAAUGACAGAGACUUGUGCCUCAGCCCACAUAGGAGGAGUUAACAUUGUGCUCCUAGAGGGUAUAACACCAGACAUUCAACUGGAGGAUUUCCCUACAUCUCCUACCAGCACAGCCAAACAAGAGUUUCUAACGGUUGUGAAAUGCAACAUAGCUAAGUCGCAGGCCCUCUACAGCGCCCAGCGAGGCCUAAAGACCAACAAUGCCGCUGUAUUCAAGGUGGGCGCCAUCAUGAUCAACAUUCCCCAGCACCCAGCCACGCUGCACAGCAUGAUGGUUCGCAGCUCCCACCAGCUCUCCAAACAGAUUUCCGAUCUCAUCCGCCAGCCUUCAAACUUGCCGCCCCCGAACAGGGAGGACACCCCCACACCUCAGCCCUCUGACAAGGCAUCCAGUAUCAACCAGACACCAGUUGAGGCCAAUGAGUUCCCCCAGCUGCCAGAGGGCCUGGAGAAGAAGCCCAUCGUCCUCAAGUUCAGUGCCAUGAUGGAUGGCAUCACCAUAGGAGCAGCUCUGCUGCCCUCUCUCAAGGCUGAAUACAAGAUGGGCCGAAUGAAGAGUCACGGCAUGACCGGUGCCCAGACAAGGUUCACCUUCGAGUUGCCUAACCACAAGCUAUGUUUCCAGUCCAAGGUGUCCCCGGUGGACACCCUGUCCACCAUGCCCCCCUCAGCCAGCCUCAACCUACCACCAGUCACCAUGUCUGGAGAGUACAUUAUGGAGGAACAUGAGGGCCACUCAGACUUCACAGAUGACUUUCCGAUACCCAUGAAGCAGGGCAACUAUCUUCAAGGGAAUUACCUGCGCUGUGUUGCUGAGAUUGGUUCUUUUGAGCACAACCUCACCACUGACCUGCUGAACCAUCUAGUGUUCCUGCAGAAGGUUUUCAUGAAGGAAGUCAAUGAGGUCAUCCAGAAAGUAUCAGGAGGAGAACAGCCCAUUCCUCUGUGGAACGAACAUGACAUCUCCACAGAUGCUGACAAACCGAAGAUUCUGCUCUACUCACUCAGUCUGAUGUUUAAGGGGAUCCAGAUGACAGCCACUACUCCAUCCAUGAGAGCGGUGCGCUUUGAGACAGGGCUGAUUGAGCUUGAGCUCUCCAAUAGGAUCCAGUGCAAGGCACAGCCUGGUGGCAGCAGCAGCUACCUCAAACUUUUUGGGAAGUGCCAAGUUGACCUCAACCUCGCUCUGGGCCAGAUAGUCAAACAUCAGGUGUAUGAGGAAGCAGGUUCAGACUUUCAUCAGGUGGCCUACUUCCGCACUCGUAUUGGCUUACGGAACGCUCUUCAGGAAGAAAUCAGUGGCUCCUCUGACAAAGAGGCUGUCCUCAUCACUCUCAACCGGCCAAUUGUCUUUGCUCAGCCAGUGGCUUUUGACAGAGCUGUACUCUUCUGGCUAAACUACAAGGCAGCAUAUGAUAACUGGAAUGAGCAGCGUCUGGCAUUGAAUAAGGACAUCCACAUGGCCACUAAGGAAGUAGUUGACAAGUUACCGGGCAUCCAGCAGACCUCCGCCCAAGCCUUUAGCACCCUCUUCCUGCAAUUAACCGUAAAUGACCUUGGAAUCUGUCUGCCCAUCACCAACACUUCACUGAAAGGACAUAUACCAGGUUUCGAAGGCAUCCGCUCUGAAGCUGGGGCCAGCAGAUCUGUAGGCCAACAAAAAUAUGCACGAAAAGCCAACCACAGCAUUGACUUUGACACUGGCUCAGCUCUGGUGCUGACCAUCGAGAGCACUCUUAUCACUGCCUGCUCCUCAGAGUCACUGGUCAGCAAGGGCCAUUUCAAGAACUUCUGUAUCCGCUUCGCUGAAGGCUUUGAGACAUCCUGGGAUGAUUGGAAGCCUGAGAUCCGUGGAGACAUGGUCAUGAAUGCUUGUGUUGUUCCAGAUGGCACAUAUGAAGUAUGCUCAAGAACUACAGGCCAGCCCUCUGCAGAAAGCAAUAGUGCGGGGACAUGGACUCUGAACGUGCUAUGGAAGAUGUGUGGUAUAGAUGUUCACAUGGACCCCAACAUCGGCAAGCGGCUUAACGCACUGGGCAACACCCUGACCUCGCUGACGGGUGAGGAGGACGUAGACGACAUUGCUGACCUUAACUCUAUCAAUAUGGCUGACCUUUCUGAUGAGGAUGAGGCAGACUCCAUGUCGCCAACUAUUCAUAUGGGGAGCCCAGAGGGAGAGUGCAGUAGCCCCAGGCUCACAUUCAGGAAGCGGCUAGUAAACAGCAUCCUAGGCCUGAAAAGCCCCAGCGUCCAGAGUGUCUCAGUACCAGGCGACUACCUAAACGACUAUGCCCCUUCCCAGUCCAGAGGGAACAGGGCCAGGUCUCCCAGACCCCUGUCCUGGGGAUGUGAGACUUUAGACCUUAGGCGGCAGACGGCCGUGGGCAACCAGAUCCUGGAUCCCAGGAGGGGGAAGUUUAACAAAAGACUGGUGGACAUCAGAGAAUUGAACGAGCAGGCUAAAGUCAUUGAUGACCUCAAGAAACUGGGAGCAAGUGAGGGCACAAUCAACCAGGAGAUCCAGCGCUACCAGCAAUUGGAGUCUGUAGCUGUCAACGACAUCAGGAGAGACGUCCGCAAGAAAUUACGCCGCUCGAGCAUGAGGGCUGCAUCACUAAAGGACAAGUGGGGUCUAGGAUACAAACCCAGCUAUAACCGCUCCAAAAGCAUUUCUACAGCUGCCGGCAGGCCUCCACUUAAAAGAAUGGAACGCCAAAGUUCCAGAAUAGGAGAUGUAGAUGACUUACCGGACGUCAGAGUGGACGCAUCCUCCCCUGGACCAAGAGUUACUUUCAACAUCCAGGACACGAUUAAUAAUGAGGACUCUGCAAACCGACCGGUCAGUCAAGGAGAGGUCUUCAAGUUUCCAGAGGAAACAGAAAUGGACCUGUUGUCCAUCACCAUUGAUGAGCCACUCCACCCUCAUCUUCAUCACCAUCAUCAUUUCCCAUCCGUUAGUGAGGGGCCCAACUCAGUGUUCAGUGCCCCUGCUACCCCCGCCGUCUUCUCACCUGGCAUUCCCUUCCAGCACGACGAUAUGCGGCGUGACGAGCUCUCCUCCUCUUCCUCUGAGGACUCUGACAAGGAGGAAGAGUUUGAACGUGAGAGGCCACCCAGUUUCUUCAGGAGGCCUGUCCAACCACCACACAGGAAGCCAUCUGGUUUCGCUGCCGUUAGCCAGUUGUUCAGUGAGCGCUGGCCCAGCACGCCCACCAACCGCAGCCUCAUGAGCUCGGUCACCGAGAGGAACAUUGACUUUGAGCUGGAUGUGCGCGUGGAGAUUGACAGUGGCAAGUGUGUGCUGCACCCCACCACCCAGCAGCCAGAUCACGAGGAUGUCUCUUCGAGAAGGAGUUGUGACCGCAGCUCAAGGAGUCUGGACCAGGAGUCUCCUCCUAAGAAGAAAAAGCUACAGCCCACGUAUUCCUCCACCACCCACUUACUGGCAGGGAAGAAGGUGCCUUCAUCUCUGCAGACAAAAUCCAGUGACCUGGAGACCACUGUCUUUUACAUUCCAGGAGUAGAUGUCAAGUUGCACUACAACUCCAAGACCAUGAAGACUGAGUCACCUAAUGCCUCGCGAGGAUCCUCCCUUCCUCGAACCCUAUCCAAAGAGUCAAAGCUGUAUGGUAUGAAAGAUAGCGGCCCUCAAAACCCUUCCAAUGCUGCCCAAAGCAAGACUAACUCGCUCCUUCCUCCUACACCCCCACCUAUACCAUCAGCAAAAGGCAAGGGCAGUGGUGGGGUGAAGACAGCCAAGCUGUACGCAUGGGUGGCCCUCCAGACCCUCCCAGAAGAGAUGGUUAUUAGUCCUUGUCUCCUGGACUUUUUGGAGAAAGCUUUGGAGACCAUUCCUAUAACCCCAGUGGAAAGGAACUAUAAUGCUCUGAAUUCCCAGGAGGAAGACAUAGGACAGUUUGAUCCAGUGGAACCCCUUGAAGAGUCCACCACCUCCCUGGUGUCCUCCUCCACCUCGGCUUAUUCCUCCUUUCCUGUUGAUGUUGUGGUUUAUGUCAGAGUUCAGCCCUCUCAGAUACGCUUCAGCUGCUUGCCCAUGUCCAGAGUGGAGUGUAUGCUGAAACUGCCGUCUCUAGACCUCGUAUUCUCCUCUAAUCGUGGUGAACUAGAGAUCCCGUCCGGUACACAACCUACGGACGGCCCGCACCCACCUUCCUCCACACCCCAACAUAUUCUGAAACCACCCCCUGGCAAAGGAGGCCCCUCUCCAUCUCUAGGUAGCCCUCUAGGCCGUACCCGUCACAGCAGCAGCCAAUCAGAUCUCACUGUCCCUCCAAGCAACUCCUCAGGGCUCAGCUUCACUGCCUGCAUGUCAGAUUUCUCUCUCUACGUAUUCCACCCCUAUGGAGCCGGGAAACAAAAGUCUGCCGUAACAGGACUGCCCCCAGGCCCAGGACCGCUAGGUACAGUGGAUGAGGAGCCGUCUUCUGUGACUGGGAGGAAGGAUUCCCUCAGCAUUAACCUGGAAUUUGUCAAGGUCAGCCUGUCCAGAAUGAGACGCACUGGAGGACCCACCUUCAUCGAGAGCUUUGUACCUGGCAAGGGGGGCAAGAUGGAUACCACCCUUAUCAAUAUCUCAGCUGUGUGUGACAUUGGCUCGGCCUCCUUUAAGUAUGACAUGCGGAGGCUGAGUGAAAUACUGGCCUUCCCAAGAGCCUGGUACCGCCGCAGCAUUGCCAGACGCCUCUUUCUGGGAGACCAGACCAUCAACAUGCCAACCGCCUCGGGUCCUGCCACCCCAGACUCGGUAGAGAACAUGGCCCAGCACCUGUCACCGGAAUCCAUCCGUAAAGCCUACUGGAGGACCUGGGACGGUACCACUGGGCAGCACAUCCCCCAGUCCUCCAGCGUGUUCACUGACCAUUCCACAGGGAACAACAUGUCCCCUGGGGGCCUGGGUACACACCUCAAGUCUCCAGCCCCCGGUCGCACCAGGAGCGUCUCUGAUUCGUCCGCCCCCCGAAGAGAUUCUGUGACUAAGACAUCAACGCCUUCGUUCAGUAAAAACGGCAAGGCAGCUGGCCCGCAAGGGACCCCGUGGGAAACACUGGUUGUCUUUGCCAUUAACCUAAAGCAGCUCAACGUCCAGAUGAACAUGAGCAACGUCAUGGGCAACAACACUUGGACCACCAGUGGGCUGAAGAGUCAGGGACGUCUGUCAGUAGGUAGUAACAGAGACAGAGAAAUCAGCAUGUCCGUUGGCCUGGGUUGCUCUAAACUGGACUCCAAAGGUGGCGUGGUGGGGGGCAAUAUAGAUGUCAACACCCUGGAGAUGGUCUCGCAUAUCUCAGAACACCCGAACCAACAACCUAGCCAUAAGAUCCAGAUCACCAUGGGCUCAACAGAGGCCCGUGUGGACUACAUGGGCUCUAGCAUCCUCAUGGGCAUCUUCAGCAAUGCAGACCUGCAACUCCAAGAUGAGUGGAAGGUCAACCUGUGCACAGUGGAGACCAGCCUAUCAGAAAAAAGUGAAAUCUUUGUCCAUGGGGACUUGCAGUGGGAUAUCUUCCAGGUAAUCAUCUCACGCUCGACUACACCUGACCUGAUUAAGAUUGGGAUGAAGCUGCAGGAGUUUUUCACCCAGCAAUUUGACACCAGCAAACGAGCAUUGUCCACAUGGGGUCCAGUCCCUUACCUUCCCCCUAAGGCACCUGUCAUCAACCUGGAGAAAGGCGCUGCAGAGCUAUACCUGGAUGCAGCCCACCAUCGUCAUUGGCCUGGGGUUCUGAAGGUGAUUGCUGGAUGCCACAUCUCCCUCUUCCAGAUGCCUCUCCCAGAGGAUGCUGUGCAACUGGGUGGCUCCAUGAGUCUUCAUGGCAACCACAUGACUCUGGCCUGCUUCCAUGGACCCAACUUUCGCUCAAAGUCCUGGGCCUUAUUCCACUUGGAGGAGCCCAAUAUAGCCUUUUGGACCGAGGCUCAGAAGAUAUUGGAGGACGGCUCCACUGAUGACUCCACCUAUAUCGUGCAGACGUUGGAUUUCCAUCUGGGUCACAACACCAUGGUAACCAAACCCUGUGGGGCGCUAGAAAGCCCAAUGGCCACUAUCACCAAAAUCACCCGGCGCCGGCAUGAAAACCCCCCUCAUGGAGUUGCCACAGUCAAGGAGUGGUUCAACUAUGUGACUGCAAUGAGGAAUGAGGAGCUGAACCUCUUGCGGAACGUGGAUGCCAACAACCCAGAGAGUGGGGCCGCUGCCAAGAGUUCCAGCCUACUUAGCAGCUUCCGUGGCUCGUCCAGCUACAACCAUGAGACAGAGACCAUCUUUGCCCUACCCAGGAUGCAGCUGGAUUUUAAGUCUAUCCAUGUCCAGGAUCCUGAUGAACCCUCCUUGACUGACUCCAACAGUAAACCUAAGGUGGAGUGCAGUGUGGUGACUGAGUUCACCGACCACAUAUGUGUCACCAUGGAUGCUGAGCUCAUCAUGUUUCUGCAUGACCUUGUCUCUGCCUACCUAAAGGAAAAAGAGAAGGCCCUUUUCAACCCCCGGAUAUUUGCCACUCGACCUGGACAGAAGAGCCCAACAGCUCUACAUGAUGAGAACUCCACAGACAAGGACAAGGAGGAUGGCGUUAACUACACCACUGUGGAUUGGAGAGAAUUCAUGUGCAACACCUGGCACCUGGAGCCCACGCUCAGGCUCAUCUCCUGGACGGGACGAAAGAUUGACCCUGUUGGUGUGGACUAUAUCCUCCAGAAGCUUGGCUUCCACCAUGCAAGGACUACGAUUCCCAAAUGGCUACAGAGGGGAGUGAUGGACCCCCUGGACAAAGUCCUGUCUGUCCUUAUAAAGAAACUAGGCACAGCACUGCAGGAUGAGAAAGAGAAGAAAGAAAAGAAGGAGAAGAUAGGGAGAGACAAGGAAGAGCACUAACUACGACACCAAUUCUUUGUAAUAUGAUAUUUAAAAAGCUAGAGGUCAAGUUGUAUAUUACAAACAAAAAAUAACUGGAAAACACUGGGUAUUUUCUUGACUACUGUACACAGCAUUCAUCAUUUGCACAUUUACUGCUAAGCUGUGUGAAUUUGUGCUUUGAUGUUUACUAUAGUGCAUGCCAAUUUGGGUUUUCAAUGACAAUUUGUGCAGCUUUUUUGUUUAUAUGUAUAUAUUGAACAAAGUAGUAAGUAAUGUCUUAUUUGACUGCCUGAAAUUUAGAUUCUGAAAAUCCCCGAAAUGGAUUAUAUGCUAUACAUACUUUGUAUGGUGUUAUUAGAACAAACACAUUGAAGACAUAAUUUAUUAUCUUUUUAAAGAUUUUGUUGUGGGACCACAUGGUAAAGAUAUAAUGAGGAAUCUCAUUGUAAUUUUUUUUUCUAAAUGAAUUCCAAUGACUACAUUUUGUGUAGAAGACUUCCUUUUAACAAAAAAGCAUUGGAUGGUUUAGGUCCAUCUUAAACAUUAUAAAAUUAUUCUAAUCAUAAACUUUGGUUGUUUUUAUUUAAUUGAAUGUGUGUAAAAUGUGUAGGCUGGGCCAUAUCCCAGAUAAGCUGGGUGUGUCAAGACUUUUUAAGGGGGAAUAACAACGAAUAUCCAAAUUUUUUUUAAGUUAAAUAGUUUGAGAUAAUUGUUGGACUCUCUCUAAGAAUGCAACCCUCUCAGGGAGAGCAGGGUCAUGCUAGCUAAAGUGCAACAUAAGAGGGUUAAAUUAAUGUCCCUUGACUAAUGCAAAUUGAUAGCACUUUGUAAAUUAACAAUUCUCUAUGUUAAAAAAAGAUUUUCUUUUCACAACAGAAACAUAACAUUUAUUGUGGCACAAGCCUGAGUUUCUUGCGUAGGGAAGAUAGUCCGACAAUUAUUUCACGUGAUUCAUGAACUUAGGCAAAUUGUUGAUAUUCAUUGUUAUUCUGCUUUAAUAUGUGCAAUAGACCAGUGUAUAUAAAAUAACUGUGAAAUUCUUAAAUGUUUUGAUUUCUUAACUUAAUAAAAUCAUUGCCAUCCAAUUUUAAA